CGCCGAGCCCGCCGGGCGCUGGUUCCCCGAGUGCCCUGGCCGGGGCCUGAGGAGCGGGCACCGAGCCGGGGCAGCGAGCAGUAAGCAGAGCAGACGGCGGGCGCUGCCUGAGGCGACAAGGACUGCGAGCGAGUACUGUAGUUCCUAAAACUGGCUGCACAAAAGGAUCAUUGGAGACUUUUAAAACUCUGCUCAAAAUUGCACCCCAGACCAAUUAAAACACGGCUGUUAGCAGAUCCUGCUGCUCUAUCUUCCAGAUGUAUCCAGAAUCCUGUCUUCCAAAUAAAUCCAGGAGUUCAACCCCUUUUCUUACGUCUACUGCAAGCACCUUCCUCCAAGUCUCCAGCACCUGUUGCCUGGAUGAGACGGUAAAGAACAGGUCCAAGAAAAGCUCGAAGAAAACAAAUCCCAGCAGUAGCAGCAGCAGCAGUAGCAGCAGCAGCAGCAGCAAGUUGCCUCCAGUUUGUUAUGAAAUAAUUACCUUGAAGACUAAAAAGAAGAAGAAGAUGGCUGCUGAUAUAUUCCCCCGAAAAAAACCAGCCAACUCCAGCAGCACCACUGUCCAGCAGUACCACCAGCAGAAUCUCAGUAACAACAACCUUAUUCCGGCCCCGAAUUGGCAGGGUCUUUAUCCCACCAUUAGAGAGAGAAAUGCAGUGAUGUUCAAUAAUGAUUUGAUGGCAGAUGUACAUUUUGUGGUUGGGCCACCAGGUGGGACUCAGCGGUUGCCAGGACACAAAUAUGUUUUAGCUGUUGGGAGCUCUGUUUUCCAUGCAAUGUUUUACGGAGAACUUGCCGAGGACAAAGAUGAAAUCCGUAUACCAGAUGUCGACCCUGCUGCUUUUCUCGCUAUGCUGAAAUACAUCUAUUGUGAUGAAAUUGACUUGGCUGCUGACACAGUCUUGGCCACUCUUUAUGCUGCCAAAAAGUACAUCGUCCCUCACCUCGCCCGGGCCUGCGUCAAUUUCCUGGAGACCAGCCUGAGCGCCAAGAACGCCUGUGUCCUCCUGUCCCAGAGCUGCCUGUUUGAGGAACCGGACCUGACCCAGCGGUGCUGGGAGGUGAUCGACGCCCAGGCCGAGCUCGCUCUCAAGUCUGAGGGGUUCUGUGAUAUUGACUUCCAGACACUAGAAAGUAUCCUCCGCAGGGAAACUCUGAAUGCCAAAGAAAUUGUGGUUUUCGAGGCAGCUCUCAACUGGGCUGAAGUGGAAUGCCAGCGGCAAGAUCUGGCUUUGAGCAUUGAAAACAAGCGCAAGGUCCUCGGGAAGGCGCUUUACUUGAUCCGCAUCCCGACCAUGGCCCUGGACGAUUUUGCAAACGGUGCUGCACAGUCUGGAGUCUUAACUCUGAACGAGACGAACGACAUCUUCCUUUGGUACACCGCGGCCAAGAAGCCCGAGCUGCAGUUCGUGAGCAAAGCCCGCAAGGGCCUCGUCCCGCAGCGCUGCCACCGUUUCCAGUCGUGCGCCUACCGGAGCAACCAGUGGCGCUACCGGGGCCGCUGCGACAGCAUCCAGUUCGCCGUCGACAAGAGGGUGUUCAUCGCGGGCUUCGGGCUGUACGGCUCCAGCUGCGGCUCAGCCGAGUACAGUGCCAAGAUCGAACUCAAGCGGCAGGGUGUCGUCCUGGGGCAGAACUUGAGCAAGUACUUCUCAGACGGCUCCAGCAACACCUUCCCCGUGUGGUUCGAGUACCCGGUGCAGAUUGAGCCAGACACCUUCUACACGGCCAGCGUGAUCCUGGACGGCAAUGAGCUCAGCUACUUUGGACAGGAAGGCAUGACAGAAGUUCAAUGUGGCAAAGUCACUGUCCAGUUCCAGUGCUCGUCGGACAGCACCAACGGCACUGGGGUGCAGGGGGGUCAGAUCCCCGAACUUAUAUUCUACGCUUGAGCAUGCUUCCCGGAGCAGUGCAGGCUCUGAGGUGCACACCACACUCCUGCCUGCUUGAUGCUUAGCUCAGCUGCAGAUAUGCAAUCAGCGCAGGUAGUUUGUAAUGAACGGAGCUGUAGGCAGGUUCUGAUUUCUUUCAACCUUUUAAUUAUGUACAGGCAAAAAUGCAGCAUUCAGCUUUUAACUCUAUGCCUAAAAGAGCCAAGUUCUCAUCAAGGCUUGUGGUUCUUAGAGUUGGAUCUAUACAUCUGGGGAGAUUUUGAGUUCUUUUCCAACUGCCCCACUGACCUCCCAGUUUUGUCCCUCUUAGGACAAUUUUCAGAUCACCUCAAAUUCCCUUUUGGGCUUUAUUUUAAAUAGGAAUAAAUAGUCUAAAAUAACAAUAACAAGAAUUAUUUUUAAACAGAACCCUUCACUUCCCAAAAAACAGAUAAACCUCAGUGUACAAUUUUGAAAGACGUUUUGCUUGGUAAUUAAUAAUUAAGAAAGUAGACAGUAGUCACUUUACCUUCUUAUUUUAUUUCCUUUUAAAUAUUUUACUUUUGGGCAUUGCUUUUUCUUAAAUCCUAAAUUCAUAAGAUUGUUAAGUUUUAAACUGCAAAGUGUCAAUGUAAAGUAAGAAAUUGGAAGUUUUAGGUCAUGACUUUUGCUACAGACAGAUUUAUAUUCUUUUAGUUUAGAAGACAGACUAUUGCAGUACAGAGACUUCUUUUAGAAGUAACUAAAUUAUAAAAUUUUAUUGUCAUUAGGAAAAAGUUGCAGGCCUAUUAAUUUAAACUAAAAUGGUUUUAAAAGGAAGCCUAAAAAAGUCCCAUACGACAGAUAGUUUAAUUGAUGGCAAAUUAUAAUACAGAGUUUGAAAAAGUCAGACCCUUUUCCCUGCUUAGCUUCUGAUCCCUGCCAUUUGCUGGUUUUCAAAAGUUGUACUGUAUAGAAUUCCUAUUCCCUUUUUCCCAUGAAAAGAGGACCAAACAAUUCUUUAGAUGAAUGGAAUAACAAUUAGUUUUGUAGCACCACAUGUUAAUGUAAUGAGAUAUUUUAUUCAUUGAUUUUUUUUUUUCUUAAUCUGUAAUGUAUUUCACCGGAUCUACUUUGACCACAUUGUAUCUUCUUAGUUAAUUAUAAUUCUGUCCUGUUCCUGGACUGCUAGAAUCUGGCCUCUGGCCAUCUUAAAGUGCCAAUAUAUGCCUGCAGGGUUUUUAGAAAAUGGUCUAGAGCGAUAGACUUGGUGAUACCUAAUAUUCACUGCCUCAGCAUCACAUCCAGCUCUCUUAUUUGUCCACGGAUAAUGUAAACAAAGGAGGGAAAAGCUCAUCAAAACAUUCUCCUUCAGCGAAGGCUUGUGCUGGCUUAGUGCCUGUGACCCUGGUGGUGUCCACUGUGUUCACUCCCAGUUGAAGUAUCCAUGUGUUUCUGGGCAGCUUUUCUGCCCAGCGUGAUCCUGAGAUGGCUUCCCCGCCACCCAGAGUGUGGUCGCUGGCCGCCUCCUCCUCCUGCUCUGUGAGCCCGAAGCUGGCUCUGGAGCAGGGGUCAGUCCUGGGGCGGGUGUGUGCGUGGGUGCCCGUGCGCGCUCAGGCGCGUGCCAGCUCAGGAACUGCCUCCUCCCUGCCGGUCGGUGAGGGCUGGGACAGAAAUGGUCCCCCUGCCGGCCCCAGCCGGGCCCCAGUGAGUGACUGCCUGUGCUUCUGGGCCACUUCUCCCCCUGUAGACAUGGGCUUGUCGCUUCGGCUGGCUUCCCUGAUGGAGGAGAACACUGGAUUAUGGGAAAUGUUUUAAUCACCUUUACCAUUACCUAUGUCUGUUAGCGUAGAUGAUCAAAAGCUAUUACGGUGAUUAUAGAUGAGUAUUCCCAGGACAACUUUCCAAAAUUAUCUAACAAUUAUUUCUUAUUAGCAAGAUGACAGUAGUUUUGGCAAACUAUGAAAUAAAGGCACGUUUUCAAUUUAAAAAAUACUUCUACAAAGGGUUUUAUUUAUAAAUUAUGGUUAAACAUUUCGGUAACUCAUAGUUACUUUGCAAAUUGGUAGACUAUAUACCUAAUUGGAAGGCACUAAUUUUUAAGCCAGAGGAGAAGAAACUUUAUUUAGCACUAAUUUCAUCAUAUCAGGUUGUUGGCGAUGGGUGUGAUAACCUUAGAGUGAAGAUUGUUCAUUCAGUAACACCCAUGGUCAGUGCUCCUGUUAGUAGCUGCCCUCCAGAGGCUGGGGAACCGCUGGGUGAGAGCCACGUGAGAUCCUGUGCACUAGGUGUGGAAGAACUUAAUUUUAUAUUAAUUGCUAUCACCUGAAAAAGAAAAAAAACAAAACCCAUCCAUCAUCUGAUUGGCUGGUGCCAAGAUCUGUGGGUUAAAUUUGAAAGUUGUAUUUAAAACAAGAAAAUUUUAUCUUUUAAAUCCUAUUCUCCCUUCUGCAUUUUCAGUGACAUGGAAUUAAGGCUAAUGUGCUUGCUUUAUUUUCUUUGGUAAUCUCAAAUUUUGUAGCUUUUAAAACUAGAAACCAUUGUUCUGACAAGGCGGGCAACUGUAGUUUAUAAAUGCAACUUUAUUGAACAACGCCCUAUAGAUACUUUUCCCAAUGUACCUGGCAGUCUUUGUCAUUGUUUAUAUCCUGGGGAUAAGGGGAGCUAGGCUAGCAGUUCUAAUGUAACAUUCUUUAAGCAUAUCUUAAUAUAGUAUUUAAGUAAAUGGUCUAAUUUCUACAUAACUGUUGCACUGAACCGUCUUUUUUUUAAGGUGUUUAAAUAAGCUCGCUAAUUCAAGACACUAGCCACUUGUGCAUCAGAGUGCUUGAAUUCAGUAGCUUACAGCAUUAUUUAUGAAGGAAAAAUAUAUAAAUAUGAAGUACCUCAUGUUGAAUGUUAUUGUACUGUAUUUUUAAUGUAACAGUGCAGAUCUUGUUAGACACAUGAAUGUAUAUAAUCAUGUUAAGUGAAAAUAAAAUAAAACUGGUUCAUA
This is a messenger RNA of Lagenorhynchus albirostris (white-beaked dolphin), 4845 nucleotides long. It is a transcript of the gene BTBD3, whose product is annotated as BTB domain containing 3. Lineage: Eukaryota; Metazoa; Chordata; Mammalia; Artiodactyla; Delphinidae. Gene Ontology annotation, molecular function: protein binding. The record is from RefSeq and is a predicted model, not a curated record. The transcript is spliced from 7 exons. Gene Ontology annotation, cellular component: cytosol. Gene Ontology annotation, biological process: cerebral cortex development; dendrite morphogenesis; neurogenesis. Bases 258 to 1892 code for a protein of 544 amino acids.